Messenger RNA from Penicillium concentricum, 1551 nucleotides. Its product is annotated as Aminoglycoside phosphotransferase. Gene Ontology annotation, cellular component: mitochondrion. The record is from RefSeq and is a predicted model, not a curated record. The transcript has 2 exons. Lineage: Eukaryota; Fungi; Ascomycota; Eurotiomycetes; Eurotiales; Aspergillaceae. Bases 1 to 1551 code for a protein of 516 amino acids.
AUGCGCGAGAAUACAGAUGACACUGUUAUUUUCUGCUAUGCCACAUUCAAUAUUGAUGCUCUUUGCAGCUUGGCGACUGCAUCCCGGAACGAGAUACACUGUUCUUGCGACUCAAGUCAACAGCCGAUGAGUGGUAGUUUCGAUUGGGCAGUAACUGUCCAAUUUGAGGAUGGUGUUAAGUGGAUCAUGCGGUCACCUAGAUCUGGCUACGGUCAAUUUCCGAGUGAAUUGAGCGGGAAACUCCUUGCGAGUGAGGCCGCAACCCUAAAGUACCUCAGACAGGCUACGGAUAUUCCCAUCACAGAGGUUUACUCAUACAGUGCCUCCUCUAAUCAUCCAAUUGGCGUUCCCUAUAUCCUGAUGAGCAAGGCGCAAGGAUGGCCUCUGCAAAAUGUUUGGACAAUCAAUUCCUCAGUAGACCGUCUAAGUCUAACCGACAAAGCGAAAAUAAUGUUCCAAUUAGGCCAAAUUACAUGGAAACUUGCUCAAGUUCGUUUCGAUCGCAUUGGCUCGCUUUUCGAAGAAAACAACAAUAUCGAGAUAGGAGAAUGUAUGUCCCGGGGCCAUAUUCUCCACGAACGUUAUUCUUUAGAUGAACUUCCUCGUGGACCUUUUACGACAGAAUCUGAGUUUUACAAUAGUCUCAGAGGUGCCAUGACACAGCAUGCAGAGUGUCUACGUCUUACGCCCCACUGUUUCAUUGCUCCCAUACCUUCUCGCGAGGACUACGAAAAUGAUGCUGCACAUCGGGAUGCCUCUGAUCUUUGGAACGGCUUUGUGGCUAUUGGGGACAAGCUUGAUUCCGCAGAGAAUCGGUUGGAUUACAUCCUUGCCGCGGAUGCUCUCCAAGAUCUCAUUGUCCAACGGACAAGUGGCUACCUAACACACACUUUACCGAAUCCGUUUCCUCUCCAUCACCCCGAUCUAAGCGUCAACGAUAUUUUUGUUGACGAUGAUUUCAACAUCACAUCGAUAAUCGAUUGGUCAUUUUGUUCUUCAGUCCCGCUUGCGAUCCUACUGGCUCCUCCUGGGCUCCCUCAAUCCCGAGAUUCACUCAGCAAGGAUCUUAUCAAGGUCUUUAGAGAGGGAUAUAAGGAGGCUUCCCGCCCAAAUUGUGAUAAAGAAAGGCGGUUUCUUUCUUCCAAUGCAAUCGCUAUUCUCGAGGAUAGCGAGUUCUCCUGGUGUCUUAUCAGACUUCUUACCUUUGUUACGACCGAUGAUUUGCGUCUUUUCCACACCCUCUGGAAUACAGUCCAUCCUGACUACGAUCUUGAGACUUUUAUCACCUCGCAGAGACAAUUACCCCAUUAUGUAAGACUAUAUGAAGAGAUGCAGGCGGAGGACCAACCUAUCUCUAAGACCCGCAGAUCGGAGAAAGAUUAUUUUGGAAAUGCCAUCGAUUUCACUGUGGCACAAAAUCUCACGGUGGUAUCUAAUUGGGGGUUUCGCUUUAAACCGCAUUUGAAUCGUUUUCCAAAUGCGAACAUGUUCAUUGGAAAUUCAAAACUAUGGACAUGGGUCUUGAAAGCCAAAGAGCAGCGCGAUUUAUGA